Molecule: messenger RNA, 3890 nt
Organism: Chilo suppressalis (striped riceborer)
Lineage: Eukaryota; Metazoa; Arthropoda; Insecta; Lepidoptera; Crambidae
Source: the annotation of a GenBank genome assembly
UGGCAAUAUUUGCCCCUUCCUUCCUUCUUUUGCGCCGCUCCUCCAGGCAGAACUGCGAGAGAACGUGAUCGAUCGAAUUUCAAAAAAGGCACACACCUUACCCCUGUGCUCCCGUGAUCACGAAAUUACUCUAAAAUCUCCUGAUUAUAAAAAGUCGGGAGUUAGUGUUUCGUGAUUGCUCCAUUCCCGUGUGUGAACCAGUAGACCUACACCUCUACGCCGCGAGGCAAAUUACCUAUCAAGAACCCACCUAAUUGAACAAAAUGUCGAACCUCACGGAUCCGGUCGCGUUCGCGAAGGACUUCAUCGCCGGUGGUGUAUCCGCUGCCGUAUCCAAGACCGCGGUAGCGCCCAUCGAGCGCGUCAAGCUGCUGCUGCAGGUACAGCAUGUCAGCAAGCAGAUUACCGAAGACCAGCGCUACAAAGGUAUCAUCGACGCCUUCAUCCGCAUUCCUAAAGAGCAGGGCUUCGUAUCCUUCUGGCGUGGUAACCUCGCCAACGUCAUCAGGUACUUCCCUACCCAGGCGCUUAACUUUGCGUUCAAGGACAAGUACAAGCAGGUGUUCCUCGGUGGUGUAGAUAAGCACACCCAGUUCUGGCGCUACUUCGCCGGAAAUCUCGCUUCGGGUGGUGCCGCCGGCGCUACCUCGCUAUGCUUUGUGUACCCGUUGGACUUCGCCCGUACCCGUCUCGCCGCCGAUGUCGGCAAAGGCGAAGGCCAGCGUGAAUUCAGCGGCCUCGGCAACUGCCUCACCAAAAUUUUCAAGUCUGAUGGUUUGAUCGGCCUGUACAGAGGAUUCGGUGUGUCCGUACAAGGUAUCAUCAUCUACCGCGCCUCAUACUUCGGCUUUUACGACACAGCCCGCGGAAUGUUGCCCGAUCCCAAGAACACUCCAUUGGUAAUCAGCUGGGCCAUCGCACAGACCGUCACCACAAUAGCUGGUAUCAUGUCAUAUCCCUUCGACACCGUCCGUAGGCGCAUGAUGAUGCAGUCUGGACGCGCUAAGGCCGAUAUCCUGUAUAAGAACACUUUGCACUGCUGGGCGACCAUUGCCAAGACAGAGGGUUCCUCUGCCUUCUUCAAGGGAGCAUUCUCCAACGUCCUCAGAGGUACAGGUGGUGCCUUCGUACUCGUCUUAUAUGACGAGAUUAAGAACCUCCUUUAAAUCCUUUAAUUUAAGAAUUGUUACCUUAAUAACUAUUGUGAUUCUGCAUCACCGCUAAUAGCCACUCCCUUGAAAUCAUGUAUUAUUAGAAGCGAAAAAAAAACGAAACUAGUAACUUAUUUUUAGUUAAAUAAAGUGUAAUACACGAUUCCAAUACACAUAUUGUUUUAUUAAAAUCAAAGUUGAAGUGUUACAUAAUCUGUUCGAAGCCAUGUGUUGAUGGAAACAACUGCAUCAAAUUGUGAUAGAAGAAGUGAAUAUUUCAAACUAAUUGUUCCGUGAACAUUCUAAAUUCAAAUUUCGAGUGCUAGUUUUUUAUUUAAUUUCAGUGAAAACUGUUAGCCAGUGAUUGUGCCGGAGUUAUGUAAUCAUUUCAUUUGUAUUAUUUGGGGCCAAAGCAAAACUGGCUGAUGGAACAAUUUGAUUGAAGUAUUUUCUAAAAAAUGCUGUUGUGUUAUGUGUUCGGUUAAAAGAUUUCACAUGAUGGCAAUGUAAUCAAUACUUAACCUACACAACAUUGGGAGUGAGACCUUGUACUGUUUGUCAUUCUGACACCAGCCAUGUAAAGAUAAUGCUCACUUUUUAACACUAUUGCUGUGAAUAUCUUUGAAAAAGAUUAGGAAUCAUGUGAUUUUACAUGUUAUGUAACUUUAAACAGAUGUAUGUGUCUUGUGUGUGCUUUGGUGACAAAGACAAAUGAAAAUUAUAUCUAUUUUGAUCAAUAUGUUACAUUAAACAGUGUAGUAGUUAUCAUACAUCUAUGGAAUUAAAUUAAUGUAGAAAAUCAGAAUGGUAAGGGUGAAUCAAUGAGCUAAUGUAAGCAUGUUGGCUCGGCACGGAUUUUUCUCUGGGAAAAAGUCGUGCACAUGAGUACAUUAAAAUAUAGAAAUGUUAAAAAACAAGUCAUUUGUUUUUUUUUUAUUUAAUAUCUCUUCUGUAUCAGCAUCAGCCUGCAUGCACUACUCAAGUAAUUCUGGUUCAAUCCAGAUUUGAUUCUACCAAUUAAUUUCCCUUUUGAUAUUCAAAUAAUGAAGCAUACAAUUCUGAAUUCAAAUAGUUACAUAACUAAAUAUUUUUUUACAGACUUAGCUGAUAGGUAGGUCAAGUCGUCACAGUGACCUACUUUGCCUAGUUUAUCAAUAGAUAACUACUGCGUAUAUACUAAGCUAUAAAUAGUCGACCUACAGCAUACUGGCAGUAAAGGUUAAACUCGCGAAAACGAUUCUUAAUCUUACUGCAUGACAUUAAGAUGAAGGUUUUCAUGGAAUCCCCUUUCCUGCGUGCGAUGACCAAUUUCACAGAGUUGUGACGUCAUCAAGGCAUCAAAUGAUGUGAGUCUACCUAACUUGUGAUUUGAGGAGGAUAGUAGAAGAACAUGUAACUGGUUGGUAGUAGUAAGUAUGCAUUGUUCCAAUACAAAAUGGUUUCUCCUUAAGAAUGUCAAAAUAAAGGCGCGGGCACCAAAAUCGUUCACUGAAAAUAGCAGAAAAUUACUAUCAUCUAUUUGUUUAUACUACUACGUGCUACUACUCAUGGUCUUUAAAAUGGGAGUUUGGAUAUUGAGUUGUUGGUUUUGUACAACAUAGUGUGCACUGUGCACGUAAAAUUUUCCUAUCAACCUCUUCUCAUGUCCAGUUAAGUAAUAAUGAGUCUGCUUUAGAGUGACCAACUGUUUUUCUGUCAAAUAUAGUUUUUUCGUAACUGUUAACAUGAAAUGGCAAAAAAUAGAAUGGUGUUAAAAUAUUUCCUUUAUUUUUGAAAGAACGUAUUUUUGCUGCUCUAUGCAUUAAUAAAUAUUUUUUUUAUCUUUAGGAAAGCUUUAAUGGCUUAUAUCUGCUUCAAGAAAAAUAUAGUAUUUUCGCCUACUAUCCUCCUCUAAUCUAAAUAUAGUAGGAUACGGAUACUAUAUUAAAUAGGGUUGACGACCCUAAGUCGGCUAGACAGAAUCUCUAAAUUGUGCCAUAAAAAUCCUCUAAUCGUAUGGCUUGCUAAGUACUAGGAGGAAAUAGGUAGGUAGUAAUUAACAAAUUACCUGUAAACUAUAGGCGAGUUUCUGCAUGAAUGAAAACGUUUUGGGACUACGUUAGUGACGUCACUAUAUUACGUAAUUUGUUACGUCAGUCAGGUACACCCGUUAGCUAGCUCUGCGUCAUUUUACGUAAGUUAACUGUUUUUUUAAUAAACUUUGUGCUUGCCCUCCCGAGAGCCUACAAUGGAAAACGUAGGUUUCAUAUGGUACAUAAAGAUUUAGCAGGACCUUUAAAUAAAUUGUAGCCAGAAGGAUAAAAGACACGGUCACACGCACAUACCUUUUUUACUAGAUUCAACAACAUUUUUUUGUCGUAAUGCAAGUUUUAAUUCCUUAUAAGAUUGAGCAUUAAAUAGAUGGUUACUUAUCGCGCUUUAUAGCAUUAACAAACAUCUGCCUGCUGUAGACGUCAGAAUUUUGUCUACAAUUUAGAACUACUGAAAAGCUCUAGUGAUGUCAUAUUAUAUUACGUAACUUGUUAGGUUCACUGGCUAGAUGACUCGGCCUGCGUCAUUUUAGCACCUUCUUUCAUGGAUCUAGGAUUUAGCUAUGCUUACCAUUUACAGAAGCUGUAUCUAUUGCACGUUUUGGGUGACAAUUUUUUAUAUUUUCUGGCUGGGGUUAACCCGCACGAUAGGCUUUGGUUUUUAACAAAAUCUAUUUAAAUAAAUCUCAAAGGUGACUGACUGACAUAG